Molecule: messenger RNA, 1099 nt
Organism: Phyllotreta striolata
Lineage: Eukaryota; Metazoa; Arthropoda; Insecta; Coleoptera; Chrysomelidae
Source: the annotation of a GenBank genome assembly
AGUAGUUUUUAAAGAGUAAUUAAGGAUGUUAACUGCUAUAUUCCUAACUACUUUAUUAUUAACUGUUUAUUCGUUAGAUGACGAAACAUUAUGGCAGGACUACAAGUUGAAGUAUAAUAAAACCUACAAAUCAGUAGAAGAUGACUACCUACAUUUUAAUAUAUUUCAAAAUAAACUCAGACUUAUCGAAAAACAUAACACGGAAUACGCUGCUCACAAACAUUCUUAUAAAAUAGGCAUCAACCAAUUCACCGACCAAACCAAAGAAGAACUGGAGAGAAUCUUUAACCGAAGAAAACCUCCCCAUCGACCAAACCACCACCACAUAUUUUCACAAACCACUCCCCAGCCCUUACCCAACGCAAUAGACUGGAGAGAUAACAUCACCGCCAUUGGUGACCCCACUGACCUGAUAGCAGAAUAUCCCUGCAAAUUAGACUGGGCAGCAGCUGCUGCAGACGCUCUAACAGCCCAGAAUUUCCUAAUCAACAAAGGGCAAGAUUUACUCAGCUCGCAGCAGCUCUUGGACUGCUCCUCUGCCUUCGGGACUGACGGGUGCAAUGGCGGUGAUGCCACAUCGGCCUUUGAAUACGUGGAAUACAACGGCAUUAACACCAACCGCGAUUAUCCUUACGUGGGGACAAACGGCACCUGCAAAGCUAAGAAUACCUCGGCAAUCAAAGUCGCUGGUUACAGGACUGUGUUUUCCACUGAAGAAGACCUGCAGGUGGCCGUUGCAACUGUCGGUCCCAUACCGGUGAGGCUCUAUAUGGAGACGUUUCUGGAUUACAGAGGCGGCGUGUACGAUAAUCCGGGGUGCUUGAGCGACUUGGACUUGCUGGACUCGACUGCGUUGGUCGUUGGUUACGGUACUGAUCCUGCCACUGAUAGAACGCCGGCUACAGAUUUUUGGUUGAUCAAAACGAGUAUGGGAGUGUAUUGGGGCGAGGAUGGUAUGAUCAGGAUCAAGAGAGGGCUGUACUUGUGCGGGAUCACUUUGGACGCCGUUUAUCCGGUGGUUGUGAAAAAUUGAGAUUGAUUUUAUUUGGUCGUUUCAUUUAAAUGAUGUUUUCUGUAUUUAAUAAUAAUUUUUCCAAAC